Messenger RNA from Phytophthora infestans T30-4, 3828 nucleotides. RefSeq lists its product as uncharacterized. Gene Ontology annotation, cellular component: mediator complex. The record is from RefSeq and is a predicted model, not a curated record. Gene Ontology annotation, molecular function: transcription coregulator activity. Gene Ontology annotation, biological process: regulation of transcription by RNA polymerase II. The transcript has 2 exons. Lineage: Eukaryota; Oomycota; Peronosporomycetes; Peronosporales; Peronosporaceae. Bases 1 to 3828 code for a protein of 1275 amino acids.
AUGGAGCGAGUGCGGUCUGCUCCGACGCUCACGACCAACUGCUUCGCCCUCUGUGAACUAGUAUCGCUGCAAUGGCACGUGUACGGCGUCGCACCAGUAGAAGAGACGAGCAAGAAGAAAACGAACUCCAAAAAGGCGGCCAAAUCCGGGUCCAAACAGGCCGAAGACGCGGCCCUGUCGAUCUUCCACCAACGUCUACGGCAACGCAACGCGGUGUGUGUCCUCACUGAGGACCAACGGACGGAGCAGGACGCUGCCUCCUCCUCCUCUGAGCUCUGGGUCUUCAUCGUCAACGGGAUGCCAAGUGCCGUCCCUGCUGAGCCGCCUACAGGCGUCUGUGAGACGUCCACAGGCUCCUGGACUGGCAAUGAGGAGUCUCUGGAUAGAAACAUUCAGCAGCAGGUUUUCGCUGCUUUAGACUCAAUUUUGAGCAAGAAACUGGUCGCCCAAGAGGAGUUUGUACUCACCGAGGGUGGGUUCUUCGAGCCCAAUGACGCCAAGUUCAUUUUCCGCUGUCCAUCGCUGACUCGACUGAACCACGUGGAAGUGUACCUUGAAGAGGAGCUCCCUGUACCAGCUUUUCAGCUGCAUUUCCAGUUGUUUGAGCCGAGCCAUUUACUGACUGUGACUGUGGAUGUGGUGAGACGAGAUGGCUCAUUGUCGUCGUUUGGUGACGAGUUGGGAGACACGAGAUGCUCUUGGGAACGACUUGUGGGUCUACCGUCACAAAAAGACCAUUCCGUGGUGGAUGUGUGGCAUCUGAAGGACGGUUUGGUGCCGCGUAUAGUAGCUGAAACCAAGUAUACAGACGUGUCUCCGUGGUUCCAUGCAGUCUCGAAGCGUAGGCAUAAGCGGAGAAAGGAUGACGGUGACGGCAGUGGACAUGAAGACGAGGUGAAAAAGGACGAGAACGAAGAAGACGCAGAGGAAGAGGAGGAGGACAACAACCAGGAGACGGAGGUGGAAUCAGACGAGUUGUUGCGACGACCUGUGGCUACGGGAGCCUCCAAAGCCAAACGAAAGCGCGACAGCUCCGACUCGAGUGAGAGCGACGAGUCUUUUGCGCCAGUGUCUCCAGACACGCACGUUAAUUCGCCCGACGCAACAGGUCCGAUCAUUUGCAUGACGCUUCCUCAUGACGACGAGCUGCAGUUGCAUGUGGACUCUGAAGUUCGACGCUUUAAACGGCGGCGAAGAGGCUACAAAGUGAAGGCUGGCAAGGAAGCGGCGUUUACCCUGACAUUUGGGCCUGUCACAUCCAAUGGAAGUGGUCCGAGCAUGAAGACAGAACCUUUGGCACUCAGUAGCAAUGGCGUGAAGGGAGCUGCGCUGAAUCCUGCCCAGCUAUUCUCCAUGGCCAAGGCCUCUCUGUCGAAAUUGGAGCCGACAGUCACCAGACCCAAGCAUGACACGAAGCCGCUGAGUGUGGCUGUAUCUCUGGUGGAGUCACUCUCUCAUGACGAACAACAAGAGGCGUUGGAUGGUCGACCGGUGAAGACGCAUCCUCUGUUGCAGGCUCUCCAAGACUACGUGGACGAUGAGGCCAAGGUGAUGGAGGAACGGUUGACAACUAGUGUGUCGGCCAAAGUCAAGCUCCUGCCGAACGCAGAGGCCUUUUUUCCGCCCCCACUUCGAGCCACUGUAGGUCGACUCUCAAUAAACCGUGCAACAGUUGAGCAGCUGCGUCUGCGUCUGUACUCGGACCGCUUCAAGUACUGGAGAUCUGAGUACUCAAAGCUGCAGUAUCCGAAGGAUCGGCAGCAGAAGAAAGAACACCAGCGUCGUCUGCUGCUCGACUUUGACGGAGCUGCAUUUGAGGAGCAAGCAUGCCAGGAAUCCUUGAGGUUAUGGAGCCAUUUGGACUGCUUCACGUUACGCGACGCCGAGAUUUCUAUGGGGAUUCAGAUGUCAGCCUCUGAUGCGAUGGUGACGUGGCGACAAGAGCCAAACGGGAUCAAAACGUGGUCUGCACACUCAAAUCUCCAGACCUCUGUAGCGAAUUCGGCAGAGAAGAACGAGGUGGCCGAUCGCGUGCAGCCAUAUUUACAGAGUCUAAUAUUGCUCCUUCGAAAGGGGGACAAGAACGAAAGUGACGUUAGAAAAACUGGGCGUGAUCGACGGUGGAUGAGCUUCGAGGACUACGCUCAAGCUCCGACCAAGGCAAGCGACGCCAGGAGAAUAGAGUGUGUCCAAGUGGAGGAACCGAAAGUGUGUGUGUCCACGCUGGAGUCAAGCUACCAUGUCGAACCCGCUAUCAUAUCGGAAUAUUUAUUGCGCGAUUUGCAUCCAGUAGCGGCGCCCAAACCAGUGGACUACGUGAUCGUGUGUCCGCAGUCUCCAUCGCAGUGGCUCGCGUCGCUUGCGCUCUCGUACUUCACGUGCUUUCGCAGCAUGUACGCGCAAUGUCGCAUGGGCGAUUUAGCUCCAGUCGAUUUGACGCAAGUGGAAGGAAACCAUUACGCCAAAGUGGACGCUCCCAACGGACUAGUACUUGUGGGUUGCGCGGAGAGUAUGAAGGAUCCGUUUGCGAAUUUCCGUGCCGCUGGGAAGGUGCUAAACCCUGUGCUAUCGUCUGGUGCGAUCAAAAAGACACAAGCCUUCUCCAGAUCAGCGGUGGGUAAUGUGGUGUACCUAGUGGCGCCGUUCCGUCGAAGCGAUGUGAAGCACAAAAUGUGGACGUUGGGAGCGUUUUCAAGCGGGUUAUUUGGCACAGAAGACAUCGCUGAAGUCAGUGGAUGGAAAGACAGCGUGACGAUAGAGAUGGUGUACUUGGACGACCUGUAUGAAGUGGAGGUGAACCCGAGUCCGUUCAUGUUGAUGCCAAAGUGCUUCGGUCUGUACGAUCGUGUGUGUGAGAACCUGAACCUCAAGCCAGUCGACGGAGGUUCCAGUAGUGCUGGACGAUCACGUUUCUUGUGCGAGAGGUUGUAUCACUUAGCAGACUGGAGAACAGACACGGCUAUUGUGAGUCAGGAGGGUGAGACGGAGCAGCCAUACGUGUACGGAGGGUACUUGCUCUCGGAAGAUCGAAAGUGGAUCGCGUGUAGCUGCACUGAUGCGGUUGGCUCAGUUCUCGAGACGUACAUGAUAGCAGUCGGGCAAGAAGAAAAGGGACUUGAGAAGGCAAUGCUGGAGAUGAUGCGGAAGAUGUUGCAGUUUCUUUCGCUUUUCGGUGACAAGAGUGUGUUUGUGAUCACAAGACUGGUCAUGAGUGGUGCAUCAUCCUCAUCAUCCUCAUCUCUGGACGACAUGGAGCAGUCAGUAUGGGAGUUUCUACGGUCCAAUCGGUUGGAGGAGUUGAUCCCCGUAGCUUAUAGACCGCUACUGUCGUACGUGUUGCUCGUCCAACUCACGGCUGCGUCGUACAACGAGGUGCAGCUGCGUGAAGAUCCGGCAUCGACGGCGCUGUACGUGUCCGACAAUCUCGGAUUCGCUGUCAUAUCUCCUCAAGAGAAUACGGCAGCACGUGAUAGCAGCCGGGCUCUGUAUUUCACAGGCAGCGACGCAUGGAAAACCACCACGUUACUACACGGCCAACACACAUUGACGCAGAAGCGGGAGACGAGGGUACUCAAGGUGGCACUUGUGCAUAUAUUAUUAGAGGAGGACACGGCAUCCAAGGACGGCGAAGUGACGGAAUCAGCGUCGCCCAGUAUGAUGACUGCCAUCUUGAGAGAUUUCCACGCUCAAUCGUACUUGACGAUGCACCCGAUCACGAUGGAGAGGCAGUCGCCACUCCCUCACCACCUCGCAGCGAUCUCGAAGAUGAACCGUGAGUUGCAGGUGCUGGAGACCCAACUGGCAACAGACCCCUUGCAGAUGCGAUAA